GAAACCAAUGUCUGGGUUGUUGAACUAUGUGGAUCUGUCAAGUAGGUUUUGGACUCUGAUACACAAGUUUUGAGCUUUUUUGAUUGAUUCAAUCUGUUACUGAAAUGGGUCUAAGUCAUUGGUUAAUUCCUGGAUGUUUCAUUUGCAAUUAACUCUGUUGCUAUUUGUUGAACUGUAUUCCAGUAAAUAAUAUAACUUUGUUAUUGGCAUAUCUUAUUUUUAUUUAUUUGUUUAUUUCUAACUAUCAAGACUCGUUCCCUGAUUUCCUACACAGUUUGGCCGAGUAGUAUUCAGUUAUACACAUUCAGCCGUUGACAGCGGAGUUUUCUAAAGUUAAUGACUGUAUAUCACUGACGAAAAUAGUGUAAAUUUAAAACAUUUGAGACUGUUAUAGUCCUAAUUUGUGCUGAAUUUUUUUAUUUCAUAAAUGGUGAUAAAAUUGACUACUUCCGUUCAUUAUAGGUUAGCGUGGCGGUGACUUAUAUUUGGUUGAGUUUUAUUGGAUAUCCAUAGGUUGCAUUUUGUUAAUUGCAGCAUAAUCUUGGAGAUAAUUAAAAGGAAGAGAAAAUGAGGAUGAGGAACAAAUACAGGAAACCAACCACUUUCCAUUGCAAUGCAGGGAGCAGAUGUUCAACGUCUGCUGUGGUGUGGAGCUUGGUGGGAUGUUUUCUUAUGUUUCAGCUGUACUCCCUUGUUCACCAAAAUAAUAGGAUGGGAGGAGAAAUGCAAUUUCGAUCAACUCAUCACCCACAGUUCCAUGAACUUGAAGAGGUGGAAGAGGAAAAUAUCCAAAUUCCCCCACCAAGAAAGCGAUCCCCACGUGCUGCAAAAAGAAAACCUAGGCGACCAACCACUCUGAUUGAUGAAUUUCUUGAUGAAAAUUCUCAAAUUAGACACGUAUUCUUCCCUGGCCAGAAGCAUGUUAUAGAUCCAAUGAAGGAUACAGGGAAUGAUAGCUAUUACUACUACCCUGGGAGGAUUUGGUUGGAUACUGAUGGAAAUCCUAUUCAAGCUCAUGGAGGUGGUAUUCUAUAUGAUGACAAAUUGAGGACAUACUAUUGGUAUGGGGAGUAUAAAGAUGGGCCCACAUAUCAUGCUCAUAAAAAAGGAGCAGCCCGGGUUGACAUCAUAGGAGUUGGUUGCUAUUCUUCCAGAGACUUGUGGAAAUGGAAAAAUGAAGGCAUCGUAUUAGCAGCAGAAAAAACAAAUGAAACACAUGAUCUCCACGAAUUAAAUGUUCUCGAGAGGCCGAAAGUGAUUUACAAUGAGCGGACAGGGAAGUAUGUUAUGUGGAUGCAUAUUGAUGAUGUUAACUACACCAAAGCUGCUGUUGGUAUUGCCAUUAGUGAUUACGCUACUGGUCCUUUUGAUUAUCUCUAUAGCAAACGACCCCAUGGAUUUGAAAGUAGGGAUAUGACAAUCUUCAAAGAUGAUGAUGGUGUUGCAUAUCUAAUCUACUCCUCCGAGGACAAUAGUGAACUUCAUAUUGGGCCACUAACCGAAGAUUAUCUUGAUGUGACAAACAUCAUGAGAAGAGUUCUCGUGGGACAACAUCGGGAAGCCCCGGCUUUGUUCAAGUAUGAAGGAACUUAUUACAUGAUCACUUCAGGAUGCACUGGAUGGGCUCCAAAUGAGGCACUGGCCCAUGCAGCAGAUUCGAUCAUGGGGCCAUGGGAGACUAUGGGAAACCCCUGUGCGGGAGGGAACAAAGUGUCCCGACUUACUACAUUUUUUGCACAGAGCACAUUUGUGGUUCCUGUGCCAGCAUUUCCUGGUUCAUUUAUUUUCAUUGCAGAUCGAUGGAACCCGGCAGACUUAAGGGACUCAAGAUAUGUCUGGUUGCCUUUGAUAGUAGGGGGACCGGCUGAUAGGCCCCUUGAUUACAAUUUUGGGUUCCCAUUAUGGUCAAGAGUGUCAAUAUAUUGGCAUAGAAAGUGGAGACUUCCUCGGGGGUGGAGUUCUUCGAAAUGAAUAUAGGUUUCCCUCAUAUCAUCUGGUGUAUCAUACAUGAAGGCUAUGCUGAUUCUUUCACUGGCUUGCCAUGGUUGUUGUGUUACUGUAAAUGAAGAGCAUUUGCAAAUUGCAUAUAGUCCACUUGCGCAUGGCACACAAAGGCGAGCGUGUAGGAUGAUCAAUCUCAAGCACUGCCAAUGAACCCCUCAUUUUUUUAGAUUAUGUUCAUAUUAGCUAGCUUUGAGGCAGAGUGUAUGCUUGCAGGGAAAGAUUGCUUAUUAUCAAACAGCUUUGCUAAUAAUCACUUGAUGUUGUCCUUAGUUGAAAUUCAUUAUGUGCAUGAAGGGUAUGUAUGUCUUUA
This is a messenger RNA of Prunus dulcis (almond), 2314 nucleotides long. RefSeq lists its product as uncharacterized. Gene Ontology annotation, molecular function: hydrolase activity, hydrolyzing O-glycosyl compounds. The record is from RefSeq and is a predicted model, not a curated record. Lineage: Eukaryota; Viridiplantae; Streptophyta; Magnoliopsida; Rosales; Rosaceae. The transcript is spliced from 2 exons. Bases 568 to 1971 code for a protein of 467 amino acids. Gene Ontology annotation, biological process: carbohydrate metabolic process.